CGCCCCAGGGUCCUGUCAGUGCUCCUGCCCGGCCCUGUCCUGCCCUUACCGGCUCUGCUCUGGCUAAGCUCAGCCUCUGUGCUCAGCCCUGCUAGGGGCCCCUGGAGGACCUGAAGGGGAGGGAGAGAGCGAAAGGAAGACAAGCUACAGGACUGCUGCUGCUGCCACGAUUAGACUGUUGCUCCCGUGCCAGCUGUUAUCACCAACAGCCACACCAACUACAACCACACACACACACACACACACUCUCUCUCUCUCUCUCUCUGGCCCUGUCCCACUCUGCUUCAGUCUCUCCUCCUCCUCCUUCUCCUCUACUAGCUCUCCACUCCGAGAGGAGCUCCCGUCUGCAAUGGACAUGUACAGCACCACACCCGAGGUCCCCUCCCUCCCAUCCAACGUGACGUGCGCACCAGUCGACAACACGGCAGAGAACCUGAUCUUCGGGAGCUACUACAUCCUGGUCUUCCUCCUGGCCCUGAACGGCAACAGCCUGGCCCUGUGGAUCUUCUCGCGCCAACGCGGCACCUCCUCGCCGGCCAACGUCUUCCUGAUGCACCUGGCCGUGGCCGACCUGUCCUACGUCAUCAUCCUGCCUCUCCGCGCCACCUACCACCUGACGGGUGGGCACUGGCCCUUCGGCGAGAUCCCGUGCCGCCUGGCCGGGUUCCUCUUCUACGUCAACAUGUACGCCAGCAUCUACUUCUUGGCGUGCGUGGCGGGUGACCGGUACCUGGCGGUGGUCCACGCCGUGCGCUCGCUCAAGCUCCGUCAGGCGCGCUACGCCCACGUGGCCAGCUUCUGCCUGUGGGCUCUGGUGACGGUCUCCAUGGCGCCCCUGCUGGCGACGCACCAGACGGCGGAGGUGAACGGCGCCACCGUGUGCCUGCAGCUGUACCGCGAGAAGGCGUCGCGCAAGGCGCUGGUGUCGCUGGCCGUGGCCUUCACGCCGCCCUUCCUGGCCACGCUGGCCUGCUACCUGCUCAUCAUCCGCAGCCUGCGGCACGGCUCGCGUCUGGAGCCGGCCUUGCGCCUGCGGGCGCUGCGCACCAUCGGCCUGGUCAUGCUCAUCUACGUGGUGUGCUUCCUGCCCUACCACGCCAGCCGCGCCACCUACAUCCUGGGCUACAGCCUGGCGCUGCCCUGCCGCACCCAGCGCGCCCUGGCGCUGGCCAACCGGCUCACCUCCUCCCUCACCUGCCUGAACGGGGCGCUGGACCCCCUGGUGUACCUGUUCGGGGCGGAGAAGUUCCGCGGGACGCUGCAGAAGUUACUGUGCAGGGGGCAGGCGGCCGGCUCUAGCGCCACCAGUGGCGACCUCAAGGGCACGCACGAGAGCUCGGUCAGUGCCAAGUCCGAGUUCUAGAAGACCAAGGACGCUGAGAGAUCUUCCUUUUUUUAUGAACUUGACGUAACUGGUUUGGGCAGGGCACCCAAACAUGAGCAAAUCUCAAUAUUUAUACUGUAUCAAGUCUAUUGCUUAAAAAGCAUUUCAUGUCUCAAAGAACUUGACAUGAGCCUCCAUAUUUAUACAGGUAAACAUAAAACAUACCGCAGUAUUAUACUGAAAUCUAUUGUUGUAUAAUGUAGUAAAGUAAGUGGGAUUUAGCUUUUAUCCAAAGCGACAGGGACUCAUAACGCUGGGGACAGGAACUUAACACAGGCUGACCGUUUCAUUGGGCAGCAGAGCUGCCAUUGCUCCACCACAAGAUUUUAUACCGCAAAGCAAAAUAAUCAACCUUUUUACCUUUCAACCUUUUAUUAGAAUGCUGGCAAAACGUAGAGUUUCAUGACUUAACUCUAGUUUGUGCAUGUUUUAUAACAGUGGUCUAUGGUUACUGAGGAUCAUAACAAGCAUUAUGAAGCAUUACUAACAUUAUUGUGGAUAUGAAGGUACUUAUCAUCAGAAGAGUUCUGGGUAACAUUUGCUCUGGACAUUUUCCUGCCUAAUGUCUAUCCUUACAGAGGAUGUGACAAAAUAAUUUACACUGAGCCAAUCUCUUCCAGAGAUUUACUUUGAAAAUGUGAUGAAACAAAAAUAACCACAUGCAUUUUAUCUUUAUCUGACAGGGUCAGCGAAUUCUUUCUGUGGUAUUAGAUAGAACUCCAAGAUAUUUACAGGGCGUUAUAUCAUUGCUCUUCUUCGAAAUGAGUAACCCUUUCCUACUCUUUCUCUCCUUUUCUACACAACUUACUGCCUUAGUAUAUAGAUUACUAUUGCUCCUGUAUAUUCUGUCUGUUUGCUAGGCUGAGGCUGUUUAUAUACUCAACUCCAUGUGUGUGAAUUGCUCAUAUUUCAGAACAUUAUAAGAAAAGACUACACAUCAAAGUUAAAGAGUUUAUACCUGGACAUUCUCUGCCAUCUUUCAUUCAUAGGUUGUAUGUAACUAAUUUUGACAUUAAUUCAUGGGUUUAUAUUCAUUCAUAGCCUUCCCAUGUGGAUUUGAAAAUCAUGAAGAAUUUAAUAUUUUUCAGACAUUCCUUAUUAAUCCCAAAACAGCUACACAUCAUCCUCAAUAGUAUGAGUAAUUUUCAUCAAUUUCCCCUUUGCUGUUUCUGACUAUGCAAUCUUGCUUGUGUAGAUAAUCUUUCAAGCCAAAUCCACUGUUUGCUGUGCCAUGUGAUUCUGAUUUUUGUACAUUGUACUGCACUAUAUUAGUACAGUGUUUCUGAGCUUUUGACAUCACAGUUAUUAUUUGGGCAUUUUGGGUGUUGUCUGAACAAUGAUGAAUCAAUCUGAAAUGAUUUACUGUUUGUAUUCUUAUUUAUGAUCUUUCAGUUUAUCUUUUCCAUGUGUUUAUUAUCAGUAUUUCAAUAAAUAUAUUACAGUA
This is a messenger RNA of Sardina pilchardus (European sardine), 2828 nucleotides long. It is a transcript of the gene gpr17, whose product is annotated as G protein-coupled receptor 17. Gene Ontology annotation, molecular function: G protein-coupled receptor activity; oxysterol binding. The record is from RefSeq and is a predicted model, not a curated record. The transcript is spliced from 2 exons. Gene Ontology annotation, cellular component: membrane. Bases 350 to 1363 code for a protein of 337 amino acids. Lineage: Eukaryota; Metazoa; Chordata; Actinopteri; Clupeiformes; Clupeidae. Gene Ontology annotation, biological process: G protein-coupled receptor signaling pathway.